Messenger RNA from Orcinus orca (killer whale), 552 nucleotides. It is a transcript of the gene DAND5, whose product is annotated as DAN domain BMP antagonist family member 5. Gene Ontology annotation, molecular function: morphogen activity. Gene Ontology annotation, biological process: determination of heart left/right asymmetry; signal transduction involved in regulation of gene expression. Lineage: Eukaryota; Metazoa; Chordata; Mammalia; Artiodactyla; Delphinidae. The record is from RefSeq and is a predicted model, not a curated record.
AUGAUCCUCAGCCAGCUGACCACUCCUUUGAGCCUGCUCAGUGGGGCCUGGCCGCCCACAGGCUUAGGGAGGCCUGGACCCCGAGGCCUCCCGGCUCAGCCCCAGGCUGCUGCCAAUGAGACCCAGUCUCUGGGUCAAGGGGCCCCAGCUUUCCCAGUGCCAUCCUCUGCCCUUGGCAGAUGGAAGGCCUUCCUGGGUCUGCAGAAAACUGGGCAGCUGGGGACCGGCAGGAUGCAGCACGGGCAGGAUGUGGCAUCACUGUCUCUGCCGCUGGACCCACAGGAAGUGGCCCAGGAGAUGUGCAAAGCCGUGCCCUUCACUCAAGUGCUCUCCCGGCUGGGCUGCAUGGCUGUCUACUUCCUCAAUCACCUCUGCUUUGGCCACUGCUCCUCUUUCUACAUCCCGUUCAUCCUCUGCAACAGCUGUGUGCCCGCUCGCACGCGCUGGGCACCUGUGGUGCUCUGGUGUUGGGCGGGCAGCCCAGCCUCCCGUCGCCAGGUGAAGAUGUCCACUGUGCAGGUUGAGGGGUGUCAGUGCGGACCAAAGGCAUGA